AUGACUGAUCCUUUUGUAGUAUGGGAAAGGAGGAUAUUUCCUUCUUACUCCUCUUUUUGGCUUGUCAGACUAGACCUUUCUCCUUUUGUAGCCAAAGGAGCUCGAGGCAAGUCUGCUAUUGGCUUGGAAGGCACCUUCUUGAUACUUCUCCUGCCUGCUGGCCCUUCUUUGCUCUUGAGCACAAAGAGCAUUGAUCAGCUCAAUCAAAGAGAUACUAGUCAAAUAUUUCGAGUCUUCAAGGGAAGAGAUCUUUGCUUCAUAUCUCUCAGUUAUAACUUCAUCGAGGGAAAAAUACCGCAUCAAUUUGAUAACGAUGUUAACAUCAACAUUUUGGAUCUUAGCUACAACAAUUUGACAGUUAUUGGUUUUCAUCUGAUUUAUUUUGGGGAAACAAGUAUUUGUGUGGAAACCUACCAGAUUUCUCUCCUUGCCCUUGAAAUCAUUCUUCCAGUUCUCUGUUUUUUGGCCUUCUUGACUUUAGGAGUUUUACUCUUCCUUAGAUCCAGAGCCAAAGAUAACAUUCCUGAACCAAAUGUCAAAAAAAAUGGAGAUUUAUUUUCAAUCUUGAACUUUGAUGGAAGAAUUGCAUUUGAAGAUAUCAUUGAGGCGACCAACGACUUUGACAUCCGAUACUGUAUUGGGACUGGUGGUUAUGGUUGUGUUUAUAGAGCACAAUUACCAAGUGGAAAGAUUGUUGCCUUAAAGAAACUACAUCGUAGAGAAUCAGAGGUCCUAGCUUUUGACAAGAGUUUCAAGAAUGAGGCAAAAAUGUUAUCAGAAAUACGACACAAGAACAUAGUGAAGCUUCAUGGAUUUUGUCUCCAUAAUCGUUGCAUGUUUUUAAUUUAUGAAUACAUGGCUGGAGGGAGCUUAUUUUGUGUCUUCUUAGACAACACCGAAGCACUGGAGUUGGAUUGGAUUAAAAGAGUAAAAACAGUCAAAGAUACAGCAUGUGCUUUAUCUUAUCUGCAUCAUGAUUGGCACCCUGCAAUAGUUUAUCGAGACAUAUCAAGCUAUAACAUUUUAUUGAACUCCAAUCUUGAGGCUUGUAUCUCGGAUUUUGGCACAGCUAGACUCCUUGAUCCAGAUUCAUCCAAUCAGACAAUGCUUGUCAGAACCAACGGCUAUAUUGCGCCAGAACUUGCUUAUAAUAGUGUAACUGAAAACUGCGAUGUUUAUAGCUUUGGAGUAUUGGCACUUGAAACACUCAUGGGAAAGCAUUCCAGUGAACUCUUGGUAUCAUUAUCGGCAUCAUCUUCCAAGAACAUAAUCUUAAGUGAUAUUUUAGAUCCACGCUUAUCGCUUCCAAGCGAUCGAAGAGUUGCAAAGGAUAUCGUUUUUGCAGCAACAAUGGCCUUUGCUUGCUUAAGUUUGAACCCAAAGUUCCGACCAACAAUGAAGUGUGUAUCACGAGAGCUUCUUUCCCGGAAAAGACUGGUAGCACACCGUCUCCAAGCUGUCUCACUGCUGCAACUCAAGGACCGUGAUCUGUAUAUGGAUGAAGGCAGAAUUCAAUCUCAGAAUUCGGGGGAUAUUGUUGAAAUCCAAGCUAGUUCUUCAACUUGAUUUUCAUGUAUAGCAUUAUUUGAACAAAGCAAGGCAUCUUUGCGUUGUUUGACCUCUUCACUUCCAUUCUUUCCAUUCAAUAUCAGAUGCUUGUUAAUUCUAUCAUUAGAAUUUUGAAAACUGCCCUUUGUGUAUGGUUU
This is a messenger RNA of Gossypium raimondii (Peruvian cotton), 1706 nucleotides long. Its product is annotated as MDIS1-interacting receptor like kinase 2. Gene Ontology annotation, molecular function: ATP binding; protein kinase activity. Gene Ontology annotation, biological process: protein phosphorylation. The record is from RefSeq and is a predicted model, not a curated record. NCBI's taxonomy places the organism in Eukaryota, Viridiplantae, Streptophyta, Magnoliopsida, Malvales, Malvaceae.